GCGGACCAGCGGGAGGGUACCGCGCGCGCAUCCGCUGUCACGCGGACUGACAGCUCGCUCCCUCCGGUGUAGUGGUUAGCUCGGCGGCUGUCCCACGGGCUGUUUGAAUGGUUUAGCAGUGGGUAAACUGGGAUGCGAGACUGAGGUGGUGUUCAGGAGAAAAGAAGAGGUGAGGAACUGAGUCAACAAGGGAACAAGUAAGACUAGAGAGCCAAAGGUCAUGGACCACCAGAGGCAGAGGACUUUGUCCACAUCAGGAGAAUCUCUCUAUGCAGUGCUUGGAGUGGACAAGAAUGCUACUACAGAAGACAUCAAGAGGUGUUACAGGAAGCUGGCACUGAAGUUUCAUCCUGACAAAAACCCAGACAACCCUGAGGCAGCGGAAAAGUUUAAAGAAAUAAAUAAUGCUCACUCGAUCCUGGUUGACUCCACCAAGAAGAACAUAUAUGACAAGUACGGUUCUCUUGGUCUGUAUGUGGCAGAACAGUUUGGAGAGGAGAACGUCAACACUUAUUUUGUUCUGUCCAGCUGGUGGGCCAAGGCUCUGUUCGCCUUCUGCUGCCUGGCCACAGGUUGCUACUGCUGCUGCUGUCUGUGCUGCUGCUGCAACUGUUGCUGUGGCAAAUGUAAACCUCGGCCACCCAUGGACCAGGAACCUGAUUUUUACGUUUCCCCCGAGGAUCUGGAGGCCCAGGUGACGGCUGAUGAAAGAGAUGGCUGCGAUCCAAUCGUCAUGCAGCCGUCUUCAGCCACAGAAACAACCCAGCUGACCUCUGAUGCACACCAAAGCUACAAGACCGACUCAUACUAGACACGCACAUGUCAGACUCCUUUUUUACAACUCAAAGUGGGAAAGAAAAGGGCAGCAAGAAUAAAACUAAGGGAAAGGAAAUGGAAACUAAGAAGUGAAUAAUUGUUUAACCCUGGUCCAGAUCAACCCUACAGACCUGACCUGUCUUGUAUUAAUCAAAAAAGAUUCAGAGGUAAAAGUGUUUGUGUCCACUCCCGUCAGGAAUGAAGCGACAUGUCAGCUGUCGGGACCUGACCAACAGCUUUAUCUGGAUAUGUCGACAGACACGGCUUUUUUCUUCCAAACCUACAGAUAGUGAAGCAGAAUAUUAAUGUAGCAGAGAUGAAACAAGUUUACACGGAAGGCAAUUCAUUUUAACAGCUUAAUUUUAAUCAUACAAGUUAGAAAAUAAGUUUCAACUCAUUAGUUGUACUGAUUAUGAAACAGAUUUCAGUUUGAACCUGUCAGACUGAGCACCAGCACAUUCUGAAGACAUGUCAAAGCCCUUCGCUCCAAACGAGGCGCCCUUCAGGUGUAGCACAACGCUACGCCAUACUUCUAAACUCUCCUCGCUGUUUGACUCUGCCCACUUUUUGUGCAUUUUACUUUCUGACUCAUUUCGUGUAAAGUUAAAAGCGCUCUCCGUGUCUGUGUGUAGAUUUCACUGGAGGACUUUUCUUCCUUCUUUGUCCUGUAUUUUCUUUUCAUUGUUUCUAGUUUCUGUUGUUUAAUGAAGGAUUUGAUUUCAAAAGUCUUGGUUUUUCCAACAGCAGGUGAUUUGUUUGAUGUAGAUUUUUAACUAUCAGUCGUGUCUUUUUGUGCAACAGUGUUCCUCUUUUUGUAGCUUUAUGUGACAUGAGUAGUUUGGUUGAAUAGUUUAAUUUGUGUAAAAGCAACAUGUCAUUGUUCUGAUUUGAGAAGUCAGUCAUCACAUACUCAUAGAUCAUGAUAAAGUGCAUUAAGGAUCAGUUUUUCACUCUUAACUAAGGCUUGCAGAACUUUCAGGGAGUCUGCAGGCUCAGUCUGAGAAACUCAUUGAAUGGAUUCAACCCAGUUUGAUUAGUUCUGUCUGGACAAUCAGGACACUUCCACCUUUCACAUCAGCUACAGAGUGAUGGACAUCUGGAGAACAUGGCCAGGUGUAAAUAAGUGUUGCAGCAUUAUUUAUUUGAUUUUUUAUGUUAGCUUGGUAUUGUGAAGGGGAUGUAUACAAUUUUAGAUGUGAACCAUGUAGACAGUGAUGACUACGCAGUAGCAGCUAGAGACAGCUGGAGGAUUUCUGUUUUUAGCAUGAACUGAUUUUUGUUUCUGUCGAGCAGAUAUGAGUAGAUAAAUUAUGUGUCCCAUGUACUGUUGUAAAAUUAAACGGUGCUUUUGCUUCAAA
Nematolebias whitei (Rio pearlfish) is the source of this 2174-nucleotide messenger RNA. Its product is annotated as dnaJ homolog subfamily C member 5. Gene Ontology annotation, cellular component: intracellular membrane-bounded organelle; membrane; presynapse. Gene Ontology annotation, biological process: regulation of synaptic vesicle cycle. The record is from RefSeq and is a predicted model, not a curated record. The transcript has 5 exons. Bases 221 to 811 code for a protein of 196 amino acids. Lineage: Eukaryota; Metazoa; Chordata; Actinopteri; Cyprinodontiformes; Rivulidae.